CCUUCGGGGUGGCGCGGAUUUUCGGUUGGAGCUGAGCGGUGAGGCCUAGGCUCGGGCUGCGGGGGUCGCCCUGUUUCUCACUCAACCUUCGGGGCCACUUGCACUUCUCAGGGCUCCGCUUUCCCGUCAUCGUUCGUGAAUGAAGAGUGCGGCCUGCGGGUCCCCCAAGCUCGAGUUGGAGGCCGGUUCCGGGCGCCGCCGAUCUCUCCGUUCUCGGUGUAAACGCCGCCCGCCACUGGUUUGGAGUCGACAGCAGGCCGAGGCCGAGGCUCGGUUCCUGGGCUGAGGCUGUCCAGCCGAGGAACCUUUCCUCCCACUCGCUGAUUUGUGUUCCUCUCUGUCUGAGGAAUGGCUCAGCAAGUGUUCGAUGUGGAUAUGCAGCCGGAGGAGGAAGCUGUUCCAGCACAAUUGAAUUUCCGUGACCCAGCUUUGAUGCCGACAGGGGAGGGCCCAAGUACUGCCCCCCUUGGUGAAGAAUUAAGAGGGCUGUCUGGAACUGAAGCCCCUUCAACUGCUCACAGUGGUGGACUGGAGGCAGCAUUACUCACUGAGGAACUUCAAAGACUGCAAGGGGCACUGAGAACUGUAGCACAGCACUUUUCCCUUGGGCAAAGACCUGGUCACCAGCGCCGGCAGUUGAGGAGGAAUGGUCGCCGUCAGCCGGGAACAAGUGUUUCCCAGAGAUCUUCGUCAUCCAGGUCUGGAGCUCUUGACAACUACUUCCGUGUUAACAGGCAGCAGCACACAGAAUCUGUCAGGUUAGCAGCUGAAUAUGAAGAUGAGGUGAGCAGUGAAGAUUCGAGUACCGAUCUGAGCACUGAUCUCAGUGAGUCGGAGGAGAGUGGCAGCACCACAGAAAUAGAGGAUGAAUAUGAGGGUGAUGAGUCUGCAGCAGCUUCAUCAGCUCCUGCUAGUGCCCCGACUGUGGUUAAUCCCACACCAGCUCAAGGUGUCGAGGCUGGAGAGUCACAAUCUGUACAUCAAGAGCAGGACAGUAUGACCUUACAUUCAGAAGACAACUUAAAUGUGAAGGAAGACACAGCAUGUGCCAAAGGCACCAAGCCAGCCUUUGAUGAUGAAGGGAAUACAUGCUCAAUCUGUUUUGAGCCAUGGACGAAUGCAGGAGAGCACCGUCUUGUCACACUUCGGUGUGGUCACCUCUUUGGCUAUACCUGCAUUGACCGGUGGCUGAGGAAACAAGGAGGAAAAUGUCCACAGUGUAAUAAGAAAGCUAAACGGUCGGAUGUGGUGGUGUUGUAUGCUCCAACAUUGAAAGCUGUGGACACCAGUGAGCAAGAACGAUUGAAGAGUGAUCUGGAGAAGGAGCAGGUGAUGCGUCGGAAAGCAGAGUUGGAAUCUGCUCAGUGUCGCCUCCAACUACAGUUUUUGACAGAAGAGUGCAGCAAGUUACGUAAACAGUUGCAGGAACUGAGAUGUCUGAUUGCUAAGCAUGGUCCAAGUGCUUCUCAAGGUUCUGCUAGUUCCAGUAAUUCCCUAACAGGCAAUAUCAUUUCCAGUCAAAGUCAGUCCAAGUACCAGUUUGAGAAAGGUAUCAUUGUUUCACAGAGUGGGAACUGUCGAGUCAUGGCAUAUUCCUCCUUGAUGACCUGUCUUGUUGUGUCUCAACCUUCUCCUCAGACAACUCUCCUACCUGGAUGUGGUGUGAAGAAGAUAAGUGGGAUGAACUUCCGCAGCACUCAAUACAUCCCCAUCCAUUCUAAACAGAUCCGAGGUCUGGCAUUCAGUGACCGCCCUGACAGUGUCCUCCUUUCUGCAUCUCUGGACAACACUGUCAAAUUGACCAGCCUGAUGGCCAACACUGUGGUUCAGACUUACAACACUGGUCGUCCUGUCUGGAGCUGCUGCUGGUGUUCAGAUGACACAAACUACAUCUAUGCUGGGUUGAUAAAUGGUUCCAUUUUGAUAUAUGACAUGAGGGAUACAACAACCCACGUCCAGGAGCUUCCAUCACAGGGCUCUAGAUGUCCUGUGACUUCACUGUCCUACCUCCCACGUAUGGCUUCUGCAGCGUUUCCAUGUGGUGGUCUGGUGGCUGGCACUCUGGAAGGCGGCUGCUUCUGGGAGCAGAAAUCCACAAACACUUACAAAGCGCACUUGCUGCCCCUGGAAGCUGGAAGCUGCACAGAUAUACAGAUUGAACCCACAAUGCGACACUGUCUCGUUACUUACAGGCCAAGCAAAACCCAUAAUUCCCUACGCUGUGUUAUGAUGGAACUAUCAAGCAGUCCCUCUCCAGACUCGCUGGAGAACCUGAUUUGUACAUGUUACCCAGUCCAGACAUUCAAUGCGGGCCCUACAUGUAAGCUGCUUACUAAAAAUGCCAUUUUUGCAAGUCCUGAUAAGGACGGCAGUGUCUUAGUGUGUGCUGGGGACGAGGCAUCCAACAGUGCUAUGGUGUGGAAUGCAGGGAACGGAUCACUCAUCCAGAAGCUUCAGGCUGACCAGCCUGUCCUAGACAUCUGUCCCUUUGAAGUGAAUCACAUGAAUUUCUUGGGGACUCUGACAGAAAAAAUGGUUAAGAUCUACAAGUGGGCCUGAUGGGACUCGUGCUUCCUGUCAUAGAUUUAAGACUGGAAAUGGGUGGCCCAAUUCUGGUGCUGCUAUUAUAAGUUAACUACUGUACAGGAUCUGGCUAGAAAAUGAAACACUUUCUGUUUUAAACAAGCCAAGUUAUCCCCCAUUCGGGCUUGAUUUACGUGGCUGACCUACCUGAGUUGUCUCCUGGUAAUCCACCAACUUCCCCUACUUUUGUAAACUUUGGCCUUUAUUUAAAUGUAAUUAUUUACAAAGGUUUGCUCAUUUCUGUUGAAUGCUUACUGUUCUCAUAUUUGUGACAUUUCCAGGGAGACUGUCUUCAAAUAAAAUCCUGUGCCCGGGUAUUUUGUGGCCAUUUUUCCUCUUAUAGAUUUCCACCUGGCAUAUGCCCCUUUUUUUUAUAUAGCUUAUCUGUUGACAAUUACUGGAAAUCACUAAGUGAUUUGCAGUGACUCCUCUCCCCACGUGUAUAUUCUUUUCCUCCUCCCUCUGUUUGGGAAUAGGGAGAGGUGACCUUCUCAUCUCCCCUUUACUAAUUCUUGUGAUAAGUUAAGCAAGCUCAGAAUACCAGCAAUGAUUCAUUGGGCCUUUGUGUUAUUAUUGCUGUGGGCUGGCCCAUUGCACUGCCACUGAAGGCCACCUUUUGUUUUGAAUCCCCCUGUAUGUGUCUGUUUGAUAAUGGAAUAGAGAGUUCCAGCCAGUGAAACACAACAGAUUUGCAGAAGAGUAUUGAGGUCGUAGGCAGUGUACUGUGUAUUGCCUUAACCCCUCUUUUUUUUUACGGGAUUGCUUGAUUUUGGGUUCAUUCCCAUUGGUCGUGAGAUCCACAUAAACAAACACUUUCCUUGCUUUGCAAUAUUGAAAUGAACAUGACAUUGAAUAAUUCUGUGGUUGAUGGAGGGGCCAAUGACUGAGUUUGUACAUCCAAAAAGGUUGAGACUUGAGGGCUGAAACCUGCUGGUCUAAUUUAUUGCAGAAAACAUUGUCCAGUGGGUUACUGGUGAGAGUUUUUGUAAGAUAUUGCCUGGAAUUGUGACUGUCUACCUGAAUGGAAAAUAUAUGUGCUACUUGUGUGCAGUUCAAACUUUCAUAAUGUACAGAAGUAAUUUUAUUACUAUUACUUUGAAAUAAAAAAAGUCUUAUUAUUUU
Molecule: messenger RNA, 3705 nt
Organism: Hemiscyllium ocellatum (epaulette shark)
Lineage: Eukaryota; Metazoa; Chordata; Chondrichthyes; Orectolobiformes; Hemiscylliidae
Gene: rfwd3
Product: ring finger and WD repeat domain 3
Exons: 13
Coding region: 349-2559 (736 amino acids)
Biological process (GO): double-strand break repair via homologous recombination; interstrand cross-link repair; protein ubiquitination
Cellular component (GO): site of double-strand break; nucleus
Molecular function (GO): protein binding; ubiquitin protein ligase activity
Source: RefSeq, a predicted model, not a curated record